CUCAUGAAACGCAUUGCAUUUUGAUAAACGGCGUGUUACUAUGUUAAAGAGAGUUUAAAGAAUAGCGUUAAAACAAACAAACAGAUACAUGUUAGAAAUAUUUCAGAGCUAAACAGAUAUGUUUAAAGUGUCAUUACUUUAAAAUCACUGCAAAGUUUUUUAACAACAAUUGGUGUGCCGUAAAAUGCUUCAAUACUGCCUUCACGUGCUCUCGGAAAUUCGAUAAUUUCCACUUCAGCCCGGAAAUGAUUGACGGAACGGUGCUCUUUUAAUGUUAACAGAUACUUCUAAUGUUUUAAUGAUACUAAAUCACAUGUAACAUUACUGUUUUAAUGUUACUAAUUACAUUUAAUGGUAGUAAAUCCAGACGUUACUUCCGCGUUUGUGGUGUGGAAAAUCCCACUUCCGAGGUGUCUUACAGUCGGUGUGACGUCUGUAGCAUAUUAACCUUAGCAUAUGAAGGCUCAUGCUGUUAUCUCUCUGAAUGGCAAAUGGUUGAAUCAUAUUGAACCGACUUUCUUAUCUCAUGACUGUAUGAAUAAAAAAGCUUUUGCAGAUAUGCUUAUGGGUUUCCUGAUUACAAUGUGAUUCUAAAUAACCACACAAUCACUUCUCACUUUCAUAUUCUAGUCUUAUCUUUUUUGGAAAUGUCACCAGGAAUUUUGUAUUAAACUAGGUCACGUGACCCCAAAUGCACCCUUAUCCCCAAUGGCUAUAAAUGUGAAAUGUACGAGCUCUUGUGGAAUAUUCUUUAAUAUUCCACAAAAUGAUUAUUCCAAAAAUAUUGGUCUACAUGCUGGUCUAGAACUGGAGCGGUCUAGUCUUGGUCUGGGGGUGUCUAACAGCAUGGCAAAUUGACACAGGCAAUAAAUACACAAAGAGAUUCUCGUGAGGAGGGGCUAUGUGACAAUUCAUUGGCUGUGUUGUGUGAUUUUGAAUGUGUUCAGCAAUAGAAAGGUCAGAAGUGAUGAGAUCAGGUCAUUUCAUUUGACAUUAACUCCACAGAGGAGCACAGGUUAAUUACAGAAGCGUUGGGUCGGGUCUUUGUCCUCCUAAAGGUCUUUGCCCCGCUAUCGCCUUCUAUCUGACUGACACGCAAACAGGGUAGGUCAGAGAGGGCCUUCGACACCAAUAUAAAAGACCCAAGAGGGUCCACAGAAGCAGACAGUAGAGAUCUUCAGCACAUCAGAGACAUUCUUUGGAUUGAGGUUAAACAUUUUUCUCAUCAUUAUCAUCAUGUAUAAAGCCGCUGCGGUUUUCACUCUCGCCCUCUUAGUGGCAUCCGUUGGCACUGCUCAGGCCACGGAGGGUCAUCCCAUCUACGGAGUGAAGCUGUGCGGCAGAGAGUUCAUCCGUGCGGUCAUCUUCACCUGUGGAGGUUCUCGCUGGAGAAGAUCUUUGGAUGUAACAGGUGACCUAUCCAGUGAUCUUCUCUCUGUUCAUGAUGAAGAAGCCUCGGACAGCUGGGCAACCAACCCCAUCGCUGGACUCUCAUUCAGACCUCGCCCCGACUCUGAGGCCGCCGCAUGGGCAGGAGAAGGCCAGGAGAGCCCCGUGUUUAGCCGUCCCGCCCGCUCGCUCAUCUCAGAGGAAGUGCUGGAGGCCUUGCGCACAUCAGACAGGAAGGGGCGGGACGUGGUGGUCGGCCUGUCCAACGCCUGCUGUAAAUGGGGCUGCAGUAAGAGUGAAAUCAGCUCGCUAUGUUAAAGGACAUUUGUGUUCUCAUUUUUCUUUCUGGCGUUCCUGAAAGAAAAGUGGUGGUGUUCUUAGUUUGAAAUAUCGACAAUGCGCUUGUUAGAACUUGUUGCCUUGUGUCAAGUUUGUAGGAAUAGCAGAGUAUAGCCGAAGUGAAGCAUCGAUCCAUGUUAUCGUCUGUCACUCAAGAGAUUUAAAAGAGUCUCGCUGUAUUUAUCCCUGUGAUGUUCUUGGUCAUUCAGCUGCCUAAUAGCAAUGAGAAUAAAAUGUUGUU
Triplophysa rosa is the source of this 1969-nucleotide messenger RNA. RefSeq names its product relaxin 3b (gene rln3b). The record is from RefSeq and is a predicted model, not a curated record. Gene Ontology annotation, molecular function: hormone activity. Gene Ontology annotation, cellular component: extracellular region. The transcript is spliced from 3 exons. NCBI's taxonomy places the organism in Eukaryota, Metazoa, Chordata, Actinopteri, Cypriniformes, Nemacheilidae. The coding region runs from base 1237 to 1707 and encodes 156 amino acids.